This is a messenger RNA of Passer domesticus (house sparrow), 736 nucleotides long. Its product is annotated as ras-related protein Rab-39B-like. Gene Ontology annotation, molecular function: GTP binding; GTPase activity. Lineage: Eukaryota; Metazoa; Chordata; Aves; Passeriformes; Passeridae. The transcript has 2 exons. Bases 89 to 736 code for a protein of 215 amino acids. Gene Ontology annotation, cellular component: Golgi apparatus. Gene Ontology annotation, biological process: vesicle-mediated transport. The record is from RefSeq and is a predicted model, not a curated record.
AACGCCUCCUGGGUGGAGGAGCUCCCCGCCUGCCUGAACACGCUCCUGGUGCGGGGGUGGCAGGUCCUGGCAGGCACCAGAGGCACUGAUGGAGCCACGGUGGCAGUACCAGUUCCGGGUAAUCAUGCUGGGGGACUCGACAGUGGGGAAAUCCUCACUGUUGCGGCGCUACACCGAGGGUGUUUUCCUGGACGCUGUCAACCAGACGGUGGGGGUGGACUUCUACGUCCAAUUCGUGGAGCUGGAGCCAGGGGUGCAAGUGAAGCUGCAGUUCUGGGACACAGCCGGGCAGGAGAGGUUCAGGUCCGUGACUCGCUCCUACUACCGCAACUCGGCUGGGGGGAUGCUGCUUUUCGACAUCACCAACCGCGCGUCCUUUGAGAGCAUCCGACAAUGGCAUCGAGAGGUGACUGACAUGAUCCAGCCUGUCCGCAUGGUCUUCCUGCUGGUGGGACACAAGAGUGACCUGGCUGGGCAGCGCCGGGUGGGCCAGAGGGAGGCGGAGAAGUUGGCGGCCUCACUGGGUGUCCAGUAUGUGGAGACCUCAGCCAAAGAUGCUUCCAAUGUGGUCCAGGCCUUCCAGAUGCUGACGGUGGCCAUUUACCAAGCGCUGCAGACGGGGCGGUUGGUGGCCACCGAGGCGUGGGACGGGGUGAAGAGCAGCGUCCCACUGCCGGUGCUGCCCAGGGCUCAGGCACUGGAGGAGGAGGAAAAGCGGAAGAGAUGCUCGUGCUAG